AUGGACUCUACAGAGAGAGCUCACAGAAAAAGGACAGACGACGUCUUUCGAAAGAGCUCAUCGGUUCUUUCUUUUAUUUCAAUUCUACUGAUUGUUGCGCUGUUCCUGAGGAUGGAGAUGAUCAACAAGCGAACGCAAAUCAAUGAACUGCGCAUUUUAGCCGUUGAAAGUCGCAUGAAGACGACAAAUGAAGCAGACAAAAACGUCGAGGACAAGCUGAAAACGAUUACAGAUUUCGAAAGUGUUAUGAGAAAACAUCCAGCGGAUCAUCGCAAAAGAGAGAAAAGAAAUAUUGCUCCAAAUCCAACGGCAGGAACUGUAACUUUACAACAAAUCCGCCUAGAAAUAAAGAACAAGUUCAUUGAAGUUUGUAACUCCUCAGACAGAAUAUGCCAGGCAGGACCUCCGGGACCGCCAGGAGCCCUUGGGUAUCCCGGAUAUAAGGGAGAAAAAGGGGCCUCUGGAAAGGUAGGACCACCAGGCCCAUCGGGGCCUAUUGGGGCUCCAGGCGUGGGUGGCAAAAGAGGACCUGUGGGACCUCAAGGAGUAAAGGGCGACAAAGGCGACAAAGGGUCUGUUGGAGCUCCUGGAAUUAAAGGAGAUAUUGGAGCGAAGGGUCGUCACGGACAAAAAGGAUCUAUUGGCUUAAAAGGGAACAAAGGUAUCAGAGGAUUGGUUGGUAUUCAGGGACCAAAGGGAGAAUGUGUUGUUCCACCGAAGAUCAUUGUGUAUCCAGUAUCUCAGGAAGUCUUUAUCAACGAGACAGCAAUAUUCUUCUGUUGGGUUCAAGGCCAGACGUCGUCCAAAAUAACAUGGAGUAAGCUCGGAGGCACUCUAUCUGAUGCUACCGCGAAAGACGGUGCGCUUCGAAUCAACAGCGUUCAAAGGUCACAUGUGGGGUCGUAUAUGUGUACAGCUCAUACCGGUCUAGGAAUUUUCAGAAUCGCAGGCAGUUUACUCGUAAAAGAGGUACCACAGUUUACUAACAAACCUCCACCGAAGGUCGUUGUAGAACAAGGAACAACUGUAACCCUCUGCUGCGUGGCCACAGGCUUGCCUCGUCCUAAAGUUGAAUGGGCUAGGCAUCAAAGGUCCACUUUGUUCUCUCCGUUUUUCCAGGAAGACGGAUGUCUCGCAGUAAAUACUGCAAAAGCACAUGGUGAAGAAGACUACAUCUGUCGAGCCACAAACAGCUUUGGGUUAACGGAAACAGUAACCACGAUAGUUCUUGUGACCUAG
Messenger RNA from Pocillopora verrucosa, 1239 nucleotides. The record is from RefSeq and is a predicted model, not a curated record. NCBI's taxonomy places the organism in Eukaryota, Metazoa, Cnidaria, Anthozoa, Scleractinia, Pocilloporidae.